Erythranthe guttata (spotted monkey flower) is the source of this 1732-nucleotide messenger RNA. RefSeq names its product stearoyl-[acyl-carrier-protein] 9-desaturase, chloroplastic. Gene Ontology annotation, cellular component: chloroplast stroma. Gene Ontology annotation, molecular function: stearoyl-[ACP] desaturase activity. The record is from RefSeq and is a predicted model, not a curated record. Lineage: Eukaryota; Viridiplantae; Streptophyta; Magnoliopsida; Lamiales; Phrymaceae. Gene Ontology annotation, biological process: fatty acid biosynthetic process.
AAUAUGCCCUCCACGCAUCAAGGUAUUGUACCUUGCUGGAAGCGCCGAGCCCCCCCCUAAAUUCAAGAAUCAUAGAAACCAUCGCCCCCCACCCCCACCCCCUUCAGAAAUUGUCCAAGUGGCUAUAUCUCAAAAACCUGUUGUACCCAUCAAAACCAUGGGCAUUAUUCACUGAUUUUGCUCUCUGUUUCUUGAUUUUUCUCUCUCUCCACUGCCGUAUUUAAGUGCGUUUCUCUCUCUUCACCCUUCACUCCUCUCUCUCUCUCUCUCUCUCUCUCUCUCUAUCUCGUUUCGUCUCAAACAGCAACACUUCCCCACCAGUUUCAGGCUUUGCGCACAACCUGUUUGAUAAAAUUCCCCAAUCAAACCAAUAAAAGAAAUGGCACUCAAGAUUAGCUUCCUUCCCUACAAGAUCCCUUCUUUUCCUGGUUCUCAGGACAGAUCUCACAGAGUUUCCAUGGCUUCAACUCUUCGUUCUCCCCCAACUGAAAACAUCAAGAAACCCUUCACCCCACCACGAGAAGUGCACGUACAAGUCACCCACUCAAUGCCGCCAGAGAAGCGGGAAAUCUUCGACUCCCUCCACAAUUGGGCAGAAGAGAAUAUUCUUAUCCAUCUCAAGCCAGUUGAAAAAUGCUGGCAGCCAACCGACUUUCUGCCGGACCCCGCAUCAGAUGGGUUUCACGACCAAGUGGAGGAGCUCCGAGAGAGAUGCAGAGAAAUACCUGAUGAAUAUUUUGUGGUUUUGGUGGGAGAUAUGAUAACCGAAGAAGCUCUGCCGACUUAUCAGACUAUGAUAAAUACGCUCGAUGGAGUCAGAGAUGAAACUGGUGCUAGUCUUACUCCGUGGGCGAUUUGGAAUCGAGCUUGGACCGCUGAAGAGAAUAGGCAUGGGGAUCUUUUGAAUAAGUAUCUUUAUCUUUCGGGGAGAGUUGAUAUGAGGCAGAUCGAGAAAACUAUACAGUACCUCAUUGGUUCGGGGAUGGAUCCUCGUACAGAAAACAACCCAUACCUCGGAUUCAUCUACACCUCCUUCCAAGAAAGAGCGACCUUCGUCUCCCACGGCAACACCGCCAGGCAUGCAAAGACACACGGUGACUCGAAACUCGCGCAGAUAUGCGGCACGAUCGCAGCGGACGAAAAACGCCACGAAACAGCCUACACGAAAAUCGUGGAGAAGCUGUUCGAGACCGACCCAGACGGGACCGUUUUGUCCCUGGCUGAUAUGAUGAGGAAGAAAAUAUCUAUGCCAGCUCAUCUAAUGUACGACGGCGUAGAUGAUAAUUUGUUUGAGCAUUUUUCUGCUGUGGCACAGAGGCUGGGAGUUUAUACAGCUAAGGACUAUGCGGAUAUCUUGGAGUUUUUGGUGGGGAGAUGGGAGGUGGAGAAGCUGACUGGACUUUCCGGCGAGGGGAAUAAGGCGCAGGAUUAUGUUUGUGGUUUGCCAGCUAGGAUUCGGAGGUUGGAGGAGCGGGCCCAUGCAAGGGCCAAGGAGGUGGCCCCCGUUCCUUGCAGCUGGAUUUUCGGUAGAGAAAUCAAGAUUUGAUGAGUUAGUGUACUAACUAAUAAGAAGGUAUCUCUUUGGUUAGUUGAGAAAUUUGAUCUGUGUUCCUAUGUUGUAAUAAUGUAGGUUUUGCUUGUGUUUUUUUAGUUUCUUGAUGUGAACUUGAAAACUCCUUUUUGUUUUGCAUCUAUUGUGAUUGUGGUGUUUAUGUUUGUACUAUUUGCUUGU